UAUUCAUUUCAAGGAACGCCAGCCAGCCAGACAAGAAACCAAAAGAUUAACACAUUUGUUCCAUUACAGAGACAACAAACGCCAACAACGACUGCUGCCAGAGUUGAAAUUGAGCCCCAGUGGGGUGACCUGCCAGUGGAAGCCAGUGGAUCGGGCAGUGGAAGAACUCCCCAAGCUGGUGGGAGCAAAGGAGACGGCGGGGCGAGGCGAGAAGAGGAGUGAACGUGCCUUCAGACGCCGAGCCAGCCACUUGCCAGUCUCGUGUCUCAGUUCGGGCCUCGAGGAUCAGCCGGCGCGGUCGUCUGGGCGAGGCGUGCGAAAGGGCGCGGCCGGGCGGAAUUCGACGUCGUUCGUAAGCAUGGCUCAGCCCCGCGACAGCCCGUGGCCAUGCGCCCUCCUCGCUGUAGCGCUGCUGACGACGGCCCCUGCGCUCGCGGAGGGCGUCGCCGGAGCCAACCGAGUCCCCGGCCUCACCCUGACGCAGACGGUGAGGGCGGAGCAGGACCUGGGGCCGCUGCUGGACCUGAAGCACAGCCACGAGUCGAUCUUGGACUCUGAGGGCAUCGUGACUGUGUUCUGGACUCCGGACCUGCAGAAGGAGGAGGUGACCUUCGAAAUCCACGCCAGGACCUUGGGUUGGCUUGGCUUCGGGUUCUCGUCGUCAGGAGGAAUGAGGGGCUCGGAUAUCCUCAUUGCAUGGGUGAAAGAUGGUGAGGCCUUUGCACAGGACCGAUAUGGUGUCGGCAACCGCGUACCUGUUCUAGACGACCACCCUGACUGGGAGCUGCUGGGCGGGCGUGAGAAUGGCACCCACACGACCAUCGUUGUCAAGAGAGCUAUCAACACUUGUGAUGAGCAGGAUUUUCGUCUGACGAACGAGACUGUGCGUUUUAUAUACGCGUAUGACAGUGACGACCCACCUGAAGAUGGUGACAUAUAUUAUCACGGACCUCGGAGGGGUAACAGAUUCGCCCUGGUUCUCCUCCCCUUCCACCACAAGGAACCGACCCCUGAUAUACAGACGUGGGAAAUCAGCCAGAGAGUGCCACUGCCCAAUGGAGUUGACACCUUCUACUGGUGCCACAUCGAGAAGGUGCCAAAGUGGAGGAAGAAGCACCAUUAUAUUGGGUUCAGCAUGAUCUACGGUGAAAACUCACGAGCUCACCUCCACCACACGCUAGGUUUUGAGUGCAAUGUGCCAGACGGACGAAGACAACAUGAGGUCUAUGAGAGAUAUGUCGGUCAUGAGGGCUAUGAGUGCUACACGCCCAACAUGCCUCCUGAUUUCAACUACUGCGAAAAGUUCCUCAUUAACUGGGCCAUCGGAAGUGAGGGGGAAAUGCUGCCUGACAACGUGGGUUUUCCCCUUGGAGAGGAUCACGGGGGGUCGACCUACCUGCUCUUCCAGACCCACUACGACAACGCGCGGUAUGCGAGAGACAUCGCGGUGGAGUGGGGGAUGAAGAUCUACUAUACUGAUAAGAUAAGGGAAAAGGACGCCGGGAACCUCGCCGUGGGUCACUCCAUCGUCUUCUCCCUCACGGUACCGCCCAGAAGGUCAGACUGGGUCACGGCAGGUCACUGUUCGUCCGACUGCACUCGGGGCAACAUUCCCGAAGAUGGAGUUAAUGUUUUCAUGAUUUUCCUUCACGGUCAUUACACAGCUCGAAGCAUCAAACUGAGACACUUCCGAAACGGCCGCGAACUCCCACCACUCGGAGAGGACAAGAACUUCGACGCCAACUUCCAGCAGGCGAGGAUUUUGAGUGAGCCGGUGAAGAUCUAUCCCGGGGACCACCUGACUGUUGAGUGCCACCAGGACAGCCGCGACCGCCCCAAUGCCACCUUCGCCGGGUGGGGUGCCAGGGACGAGAUGUGCCACGCCUUCCUCAGCAUGUGGCCGAGGAUCCCCAUGGCAGCCUGCAGGUCCUCGCCCCAUCUGGAGACGCUGAGGGAUGCCUGGGGGAUCAAGUCCUUUCCGAGUGACCUCGACCUGUACAAGUAUGAGUUUGACCCCUGGCUUGGCAACCAGGGCGGGAUCAACUACCAGAAGUACAUCAACGGCUUGUCUUGGGACAAACUCAACCUGCAGAAGAUCAACGAGAAACUGCGCCGCGGCCUCCACGUCAACAAGUGUCAGUACAACUACGGCAUGAAGAUCGAGAUGGCACGAGAGGUGACCAAGUACCCGUCGGUGCCAGAAUACGUGGAGCCAGUCGAGAGCAAGUGCCGCGGAACACCUGCUGCGUCUCUCUCUUCUGUUAACGGCGUGGGUUCUCCGAAUGGCCCCGCCCUGCUCGGAACAGCUGUCGCCUUCCUGUGGGUCCUUGCUGUGGUCUAAGAAGGAGCUGCCCUCAGGGUUUCACGUAGCAUGUGCUUAGUCUGUUUUCUGGAACUGUACAAAUAUGCAUCGUGUAGGUCUGUGUACAUUGGUACAUGUACACACACAGGCAAAACUCAUUAAGUA
Messenger RNA from Penaeus vannamei (Pacific white shrimp), 2467 nucleotides. RefSeq names its product DBH-like monooxygenase protein 1 homolog. Gene Ontology annotation, molecular function: copper ion binding; dopamine beta-monooxygenase activity. Gene Ontology annotation, biological process: dopamine catabolic process; norepinephrine biosynthetic process; octopamine biosynthetic process. The record is from RefSeq and is a predicted model, not a curated record. Gene Ontology annotation, cellular component: secretory granule membrane. Lineage: Eukaryota; Metazoa; Arthropoda; Malacostraca; Decapoda; Penaeidae.